Messenger RNA from Haliotis rubra (blacklip abalone), 1900 nucleotides. RefSeq names its product endoglucanase E-4-like. The coding region runs from base 66 to 1811 and encodes 581 amino acids. The transcript is spliced from 12 exons. The record is from RefSeq and is a predicted model, not a curated record. Gene Ontology annotation, biological process: carbohydrate metabolic process. Gene Ontology annotation, molecular function: hydrolase activity, hydrolyzing O-glycosyl compounds. Lineage: Eukaryota; Metazoa; Mollusca; Gastropoda; Lepetellida; Haliotidae.
CCACACAUAAAGGUAUGUUAUGAGACUCAGUGACAAGUGUAGUACAUUUUGAUAAAAAUAAGACCAUGCGACUACUGUUGUUGUCAACGUUGGCAUGGGGCGUCCUCGGCGACAUGACAACGACGAUGCAGGUGACGAGUCAGCAGGGACAGACAUUGCUCGGAUCAUUCUGUUUCGACCUACAAGCCGACAUCCUGGGCUGGGAACUUGAUGUGACUUUCAGCACACCGGUAAAGGAUCUUAGUGAAUUUGAUGGUGAUAUCAUCUCUCCCUCUACUGGUGCCUGCUUUACACAAGUGAAGAUGGUCAACAAGCCCCCCAACGGCGUCCACUACUCAGGGGAACAUGUGUGUGUCAAGAUGCAGGUUCACAGGUGCAGUUCUUCUGUUAUCACUGCUACAGGAGUGCUACGGGAUCUCACCCAUGCCCAGCAGGCCGUUCCAACAGCACCGACAGGUGCAGGUGGCCAGGCAACCAAGUACAACUACGGUGAGGUCCUGAUGAAGUCCAUCUUGUUCUACGAGGCUCAGAGAUCCGGGAAACUCCCCCCUGACAACAGGAUCCCCUGGAGGGGGGACUCCGCCCUCAACGACAAGGGGGUAAACGGGGAGGAUCUCACUGGGGGAUGGUAUGACGCCGGAGGUAAUACAAAAUUUAACUUCCCCAUGGCGUUCAGCACGACCCUCCUGACGUGGGGUCUCAUCAGGUACAAGGACGCCUACGAGAAGACGGGUCAACUGGACAAGAUGUAUGAAUGUAUCAAGUGGCCUCUGGACUACUUCAUCAAGUGUCACACCAAUCCCAACGAACUGUACGUUCAGACAGGAGACGGUGCUUAUGAACACUCAACGUGGACGAGCCCAGAACGUAUGAAUCAGAACAGGCCCACCUUCAAGAUAGAUGCUGAUAAUCACGGGUCUGAUAUUGCCAUGGAAGUUGCAGCAGCAAUGGCUGCUGGUUCCAUUGCAUUUAAACAGAAAGACCCUGGGUAUUCCACCACGCUGCUGACCCAUGCCAAGCAGUUAUACACGUACGCCAUGGCUCACCAAGGGAAGUACAGUGACAGUGUGCCGGACGUCUCCGACUUCUACAAAUCAUAUGGGUUCGCUGAUGAGAACAGUUGGGGCGCCAUCUGGUUGUUCAAGGCCACGGGAGAUAACCAGUACCUGACUGUCGCAGAACAACACCACAUGCCAGGGGUGGCGUGGGGAUUCUCGUGGGAUGAAAAGAAUGCUGGUGCUAAUAUCCUGCUAUACGAGGCUACCAAGAAGAGCAUCUAUCAGCAGGACAUCGUCUCCACCUUCAAUACCUGGCUACCUGGGGGCUCUGUGACAUACACGCCAAAAUGCCUGGCCUUCAGGUUAAAGUGGGGCUCCCUUCGAUAUGCAGCUAACAUGGCCUAUCUGGCCCUGGUGGCAGCAGAUGAAGGUAUCAACACUUCCCAGUACCGUCAGUGGGCGAUAGGUCAGAUCCACUACAUUCUGGGAGACACCGGAAGGAGUUUUAUAGCAGGGUUUGGUAAGAACCCUCCACAGAGACUUCAUCACCGGGCAAGUUCGUGUCCACUGCUUCCGGCACCCUGUUCCUGGGAUAUGGAGAAAUACAAAGGUCCCAACCCACAAAUCCUAUAUGGCGCCAUGGUUGGCGGGCCCGACCAGAACGACACCUACACUGACGACAGGGACGACAACGUGAGGAACGAAGUUACCUGCGACUACAACGCCGGGCUGCAAUCCAGCGUAGCUGGUCUUCAACAUCUGGCCGUUGUUUCCCAGUUUCCCAACCCCCUGCAGCCCGUCUGUCCUCAGUGAUCGCCCACAGAUGGACUGUACAUAACAUUGAGAUACCCAUAACUGAUUUCACUCUGUAAUGUCUAUGAUAAUAAAAUGUCCUCUGUUCA